GCACUGACACUGCAAAAGUACCAUGAAAGCUUCGCUAUUGUUCCUUGCUCUCGCAGCCUUUGCUGCUGCCGACAAAAUCCCCGAUUUCGUCGUGCCGGGAAAAUGUCCCCUUGUUGACGAGAGAAGCCUCUAUGAGCAGCAAAGGCCUAAUCAUCCCAAGUAUGCUGGUUUGUGGUAUCAAAUAGCCCUCACAAACAACCCUUACCAACUUAUCCACCAGUGUGUCCGAAACGAAUAUACCUUAGAUGGAACCAAGUUCAACGUCAGGUCCACUGGUAUUGAUGCCAAAGGAAACCGAAUGACACGUAAGGGUCAGGUUCUGCCAAAUCCUUUCGGAGAACCUCAUCUUUCUGUGGACUACGAAGGAUCCUGGAUGGCUCCCUAUGUGAUUCUGGACACUGACUACGAGAACUUCUCGUGCAUCUAUAGCUGUUCCGGAUACAACUUCGGCUAUUAUUCCGACUUCGCCUUCAUCUUCUCCCGCUCACCAAGUCUAGCUGACAGUUAUUACAGGCGUUGUGAAGCCGCUUUCAUGAACAUCGGUGUUGACCCCUCUCGAUUCACGAAGACAACCCAGGGUUCAUCUUGCCCAUACAGCAGCCACAUGUCUUGGUAAAAUGUCAGUAAAUUGCUCUUUUAUGGCUAGAUACCAUAUGUCACGAAAUAAAAUCAACAAUUAAA
This is a messenger RNA of Penaeus monodon (black tiger shrimp), 681 nucleotides long. Its product is annotated as crustacyanin-C1 subunit-like. NCBI's taxonomy places the organism in Eukaryota, Metazoa, Arthropoda, Malacostraca, Decapoda, Penaeidae. The transcript is spliced from 4 exons. Gene Ontology annotation, molecular function: pigment binding. The record is from RefSeq and is a predicted model, not a curated record. Bases 23 to 616 code for a protein of 197 amino acids.